AUGGGUCUGUUUACGUCUUUACUCUGCUGUGGUGUAGACGCUAAGGACGACUCUGAAGAUAAGUAUCACAGACAACCAACGGCCCGUGUAAACUCCACGCACAGCCGUCAGCCCACGAAGAAUUCGCCUUCGUCCGCCAAGAAGUCCGUCCAAGACGACGACGCCGACAAGCAGAAGCCUGCUGUUACCAAAGACGUUGCUGCUCCCGCCAGUGUCAAGGCCAAGUCGAAGAAGGAUUUGUUAGACGACGAUAACUCCGUCAACGAGACAGAUACCAUCACCAAUACCAACGAGGAAUCUACUGCUCCUGUGCAAGCCAACGGCAACAACGGAACCGCUGCAACCACUGCCACCACCGCUACUUCAGCUAACGCUACCGGCAAGACCAACACUGCCGAAGAUCCAUUGGAAGAACAAGACGAACCUAGCUCGGAGAAAUUAGACGUCGACAAAAUGGAUGACGAACUGAGUCUGAUUUUCGACUUGACAAAAAUACAAGAUGGCCAAUCGUUUAACCCGCAAACUGGCAUGCUUUUGGGUCAUAAGGAUGCAAAGUAUGGCAGCAAGAAGUGUCUUAUUUUGGACUUGGACGAGACGCUUGUGCACUCAUCGUUCAAGUACUUGCGAACUGCGGACUUUGUCAUCCCCGUCGAAAUUGACAACCAGGUCCACCAUGUCUACGUGAUCAAAAGACCUGGCGUCGAUGAGUUUUUGAGGAAGGUUGGUAAAUGGUUCGAGGUUGUUGUCUUCACCGCCUCGGUGUCCAAGUACGGAGACCCUUUGUUAGACAAAUUGGACAUCUACAACCUGGUACAUCACCGUCUUUUCAGAGACUCAUGCUACAACUACCAAGGAAACUUCAUCAAGAAUUUAUCGCAGAUUGGCCGUCCGUUAGCAGACUCCAUCAUUAUCGACAACUCACCAGCAUCGUACAUCUUCCACCCACAGCAUUCGAUCCCUAUCUCCAGUUGGUUUAGUGACACUCACGACAACGAGUUGUUGGACUUGCUUCCGUUCUUAGAGGACAUAUCUAAGCCCAACGUGGACGAUGUCGGGUUGGUGCUCGAUAUGACCAUAUGA
Messenger RNA from Sungouiella intermedia, 1080 nucleotides. The record is from the annotation of a GenBank genome assembly. NCBI's taxonomy places the organism in Eukaryota, Fungi, Ascomycota, Pichiomycetes, Serinales, Metschnikowiaceae.